This is a messenger RNA of Colletotrichum abscissum, 987 nucleotides long. RefSeq lists its product as uncharacterized. The record is from RefSeq and is a predicted model, not a curated record. Gene Ontology annotation, molecular function: monoacylglycerol lipase activity. The transcript has a single exon. Gene Ontology annotation, biological process: acylglycerol catabolic process. Gene Ontology annotation, cellular component: mitochondrion. Lineage: Eukaryota; Fungi; Ascomycota; Sordariomycetes; Glomerellales; Glomerellaceae. The coding region runs from base 1 to 987 and encodes 328 amino acids.
AUGACGACGGUCACCUCUAGGCGUCUUCAAAUAUCGCCAUCCAUAACGUACGAAUACUACGUUGCCAAAACUUCGAAAUUUCAUUUACCGAACCUCCUCUUUUUACACGGGUUUCCCUCCACUGCGACCGACUUCCGCCAACAACUAGAGCACUUCGCCUCCCUGGGUUACGGUGUCAUCGCGCCUGAUCUUCUUGGCUACGGCGGAACUUCCAAGCCACAUGACCCGCAAGAAUACACAUGGCGCAAAAUGAGUACACACAUCAAAACCAUACUGGACGCGGAGAACUUCCACACUGUGGUAGGCGUAGGCCACGAUCUAGGUUCAUGGUUCCUCAGCAGACUUUACCACUUUUAUCCUUCCCAGUUCGGGGGUUUGGUGUUCUUAGACGUCGGAUACUCUGUGCCCGGGGAAAAGUUUGAUGUCGAGAUGAUCAACCGAAUGACAAAAGAGAUGACUGGCGAAGAGAGAUUUCGAUACUGGGAUUUCUUUACGGAUGACGAAGGAGUGGCCCUGAUGGAUCGAAAUGUCGAGGCUGUGAUAUCUCUCAUGCAUGCUUCACCUGAAGUCAUGGCUGCCAAUCUCGGGCCGCCUGGGAAAGCUAGAGACUGGGUCUCCUCUGCAAGAAUUGCGCCAGCACAUUCUCUUAGCGACCGCAACGCUCGAGAAAACAGCUACUUUCAGGGAAAAGUUGCCAUAUUCAAGGAAGGGGGAUGGGCAGGUCCGACAAAUUGGUACAAGGCGCUACGAAACAACUUGUCAUAUGAAGAUGAGAAGAACAUGAUCAAAGAACUCGAAGUGCCCGUAUUGUUAGUCGGGUGUGGACGGGAUGAAAUGACGGUAGCCUCAUUCCAGGAUCAGAUGACAAGCCCGUGGGCAAAGGCUGGGUAUCGCUUUGAGGUGCUUGAAACAGGACACUGGGUCAUGAUUGAGGAUACAGACGCUGUUACGCAUUUGUUGCAAGAUUUUGUCAGCCGCUUGAAGUGA